Messenger RNA from Budorcas taxicolor (takin), 2223 nucleotides. It is a transcript of the gene RXFP1, whose product is annotated as relaxin family peptide receptor 1. Bases 187 to 2223 code for a protein of 678 amino acids. The transcript has 17 exons. Gene Ontology annotation, biological process: G protein-coupled receptor signaling pathway. Gene Ontology annotation, molecular function: protein binding; G protein-coupled receptor activity. Gene Ontology annotation, cellular component: membrane. The record is from RefSeq and is a predicted model, not a curated record. Lineage: Eukaryota; Metazoa; Chordata; Mammalia; Artiodactyla; Bovidae.
GGCAGAGCGCAGAAUGUGCCCUGCGACCUGGGCUACUUCCCCUGUGGCAACACCACCAAGUGCUUACCACAGCAGCUGCAAUGCAAUGGCGUGGACGACUGCGAAAACGGUGUGGACGAGGACAACUGCGGAGACAUCAACGGAUGGUCUACACAAUUUGACAGAUAUUAUGGCAAUAACUACAAAAUGACUUCCUUGUAUCCCAGUAUUGUGGCAGAAACAUCUGAAUGCUUGGUCGGGUCUGCACCCCUGCAAUGUAUUUGCCAAGGUUUAGAGCUUGAGUGUGAUGAGAUCAAUUUACGAGCCGUUCCAUCAGUUUCUUCAAAUGUGACUUUCAUGUCACUCAAGCGGAACUUAAUAAGAAAGCUUCCUCCUAAUGUCUUCAAAAAGUACCAUGGUCUUCAGACUCUGUGCCUGCAAAACAAUAAGAUUAGAUCCGUAUCUGUCUAUGCUUUCCGAGGACUGUACAGUCUUACUAAACUGUAUCUCAGUCAUAACAAAAUAACCCUCUUGAAGCCGGGUGUUUUUGAAGAUCUCCACAGACUAGAAUGGCUGAUAAUUGAAGAUAAUCACCUCAGUCGAAUUUCCCCCCUAACAUUUUACGGACUAAAUUCUCUUAUUCUCCUAGUACUGAUGAAUAAUGUCCUUACCCGCUUGCCUGACAAAUCUCUUUGUCAGCACAUGCCCAGACUGCACUGGCUGGAUUUUGAAGGCAACCAUAUCCAUAAUUUAAGAAAUUUGACUUUUAUUUCCUGCAGUAAUUUAACUGUUUUGGUAAUGAGGAAAAACAAAAUUAAUCACCUUAGUGAAAAUACGUUUGCACCUCUACAGAAACUAGAUGAAUUGGAUUUAGGAAGCAAUAAGAUUGAAAAUCUUUCUCCACAUAUCUUUAAGAAUCUGAAGGAGCUCUCACAACUGAAUCUUUCCUAUAACCCAAUCCAGACAAUUCAAGCCAACCAAUUUGAUAAUCUUGUCAAACUCAAGUCUCUCAGCCUAGAUGGAAUUGAAAUUUCUAAUAUCCAACAAAGGAUGUUUAGACCUCUCAUGAAUCUCUCUUACAUCUAUUUUAAGAGAUUUCAAUAUUGUGGCUAUGCACCGCAUGUUCGCAUCUGUAAACCAAACACUGAUGGACUCUCAUCUUUAGAGGAUCUCUUGGCGAGCAUUAUUCAGAGAGUGUUCGUCUGGGUUGUGUCUGCAGUUACGUGCUUUGGAAACAUCUUUGUCAUCUGUAUGCGACCUUAUAUCAGGUCUGAAAACAAGCUGCAUGCCAUGUCAAUCAUUUCUCUCUGCUGUGCUGACUGCUUGAUGGGAAUCUAUUUAUUUGUGAUCGGAGCCUUUGACCUGAAGUUUCGAGGAGAAUACAAUAAACAUGCGCAGCUAUGGAUGGAGAGCACUCAUUGUCAGCUUCUGGGGUCCCUGGCCAUUCUGUCCACAGAAGUAUCUGUAUUACUUUUAACAUUUCUGACACUGGAAAAAUAUAUCUGCAUUGUGUAUCCUUUUAGAUGUUUAAGACCUGGAAAAUGCAGAACCAUUACAAUUUUGAUUCUUAUUUGGAUUAUUGGGGUUAUCGUGGCUUUCAUUCCACUGAGCAAUAAGGAAUUUUUCAAAAACUACUAUGGCACCAACGGAGUAUGUUUCCCUCUUCAUUCAGAAGAUGCAGAAAGUACUGGAGCCCAGAUUUAUUCAGUGGCAAUUUUUCUUGGUAUUAACUUGGCAGCAUUUCUCAUCAUAGUUUUUUCCUACGGAAGUAUGUUUUACAGCAUCCAUCAAAGUGCCAUAACAGCAAAUGAAGUACAGAAUCAAGUUAGAAAAGAGAUGAUCCUUGCCAAACGGUUUUUCUUUAUUGUAUUUACUGAUGCAUUAUGCUGGAUACCCAUCUUUAUACUGAAAUUUCUCUCAUUGCUUCAGGUAGAAAUACCAGGUACCAUAACCUCUUGGGUAGUGAUUUUUAUUCUGCCUAUCAACAGUGCUUUGAACCCGAUUCUCUAUACUCUUACCACAAGACCAUUCAAAGAAAUGAUCCAUCGGUUUUGGUAUAACUACAGACAGAGAAGAUCUAUAGACAGCAAAGGAAGUCAGAAGACAUAUGCCCCGUCAUUCAUCUGGGUAGAAAUGUGGCCCAUGCAGGAGAUGCCUUCUGAGUUAAUGGAGCCAGUUCUUUUUGCAGACUCCUCUGAAUUAUCACUUAUUUCUCAAUCAACUAAACUCAACUCCUAUUCAUAA